UCUGCACCUGAGCGCUGAACAGGAGCUGAACUGUGAGACCGAGACAAACUCUUCAACCACGUUGAGAAGUGAAAAAGUCGGAAACAAGAAGACAUCUAAACAUCUGGAAGUGAGAAAGCAGCUGUUGCAGUGAGAACAUGGCCUCCUCUGCUUUCGUCCGGGAAAAACACCUGCUGACUAUCGGCAUCGUUCUGCUGGAUCACCGCUAUGCUGCUCUGCCUCUGCCAGGACGAGUCCUUCAGCUGAUGGUGACCAACCUGAGGAACCGUCCUCUGACCAGCACCAACAUCGACUCCAUGAGACAGUCCAUCCUGAGCCUGUAUCACAGCCUCAUCACAGGCUCCAAGGACUUUCCUCUCAUUCCGUUCAGAGGAUUCCUUCGCUCUUGUGAGAUGGCCACGCCCUUCAGUCACGUGGAGCAGGAGCAGAGGGAGAACACCAGACCGUCUCCUCCGAUGGAAGGACCAGCAGGAAUGAUGGCGCCUCCUGCAGGGUCCAGCUCUGCUCCUCCAUCUCUACUGUUCCCAGUUCAUCCUGAGCAAAUGGAGCUGGGAGCGCUGCAGGUCGACCACAGGAACCGCAUCCGACGCCUGGAGGUCGGCGGCAGGACCGUGACCAGAGUCAUCUCACCCGUGUACGACUCUGACGGGAGCGAGAAGAUGAACCGCUGGAGAGUGACUGACUACGGAGCAGACAGACACAUCAUCAUGUCAGUCCUCUGUCACUUUCCUAAGGGGUCCAGGCGGUGUUUGGUCACACAGGGGAAGAAGAGGAAGAGGAGGAACGACCCUGUGAAAGAGACAAGCAGCAGCAGCACCAUCACUCUGCCUCCACCGAGCAAACGCCUCAGACUGUGAUGGGAUAGCUGGGGUUAUUUUUACUCCUCAGAGCUGGCGGUGAGGCCUCUGGUAGCAUCUUGCACCAGGGCCCAUUUGACUGGAGGAGUAAACUGUAAAUAUGUAAAUAGUUUGUUGAUCGUGGCUGUGGAGCACAGGUCAGUGUGUCCUGCACCGGUGCUUCAUGCACCUUUCUUUAUUACUUGGAGCUGACCUGUCUGACACGAUGGAAACCUCAGCUAAGCCACAGAGAACUGAGAGCUGAGCUCUCCUCAGACAACACUGAAGGAACUUAACAUCUACCUGGAGCCAGCAGUGACAAACACUCAUCUGUUUGUGAAAGAUGGAAACAGAGAAUCUGAGAAAAGAGACGAUGACACGAGAGACGAUGAGACAGCCGUCCAAUGUCAACCUUCUAUAAAAAGACAGAGAUGGAGGGAAACAACCUGAGGAGGAAAAAAGAAGAGGAAGAGGAGGACCAUCAGAGACAACAUUCACUGUGAACCCUCUCAUUAACAAAGAUAAGUCAACAUUUACUCUGUGAUAGUGGAUCAGUAGUUUCUCUGUGAACCUCGUUGCUGAACUUAUUCACUUAUUUCCUCUUGUCUUUUAUUUGUCUUUUAGAGGAGACUGAGUCAGUGUCAACCAUCUCCUAUAAAAAGAUGAGUGAAUAUUUAUUCUCAGUUAUUAUCAGAAUCUUAAACAGCUAAAUAUCUGGUCUGGUUGCUGAAGUUGUUUAUUAACUGUCUCUGUUUGUCAUUUGUCUUUUAGAAAGAGGAAGAAACAAGUCCAGACUGAGACCAGGACACAGAGGCACUGUGAACGUUCUCUUUAACAAAGAUAAGUUUUUAUUUAUUCUCUGAUAUCAUCUAAAUAUCUUGGAUCAGUAGUUUCUCUGUGAACCCUGUUGCCAAACUAAUUCACUUAUUUCCUCUUGUCUUUUAUUUGUCUUUUACAGCAGACUGAGUCUGUGA
This is a messenger RNA of Lates calcarifer (barramundi perch), 1810 nucleotides long. RefSeq lists its product as uncharacterized. The record is from RefSeq and is a predicted model, not a curated record. NCBI's taxonomy places the organism in Eukaryota, Metazoa, Chordata, Actinopteri, Centropomidae. Bases 138 to 857 code for a protein of 239 amino acids. The transcript is spliced from 4 exons.